Molecule: messenger RNA, 1810 nt
Organism: Vitrella brassicaformis
Lineage: Eukaryota; Vitrellaceae
Source: the annotation of a GenBank genome assembly
GUUCCGUGGACAUUAAUGUGCAUCUGUGGCCUGGUGUGUGUCUCGCUUCCAAAUGUGUUCGUCACCUACGCCAGGCUUACAACAAAACCUCUUCAGUAGUAUGUAGCAAUGUACCACGAAUGUCUGGCCAACCCGACGUCAGUCAGAAGCUUCAUGUAACGUACCAAUCGACAGCCACCGCAACCACAACCACCACCACACAAACGCGGAGAUCAGCGGACAGAUCAUGAUGCUGCUCAAUGAGAUGUACCAACAAACGCACCACCACCCACCCCUCUAUAGACAACAGAGAAGGACGAUAGCAGCGGGCGGCAUGUGUAUGUGUGUGAGAGCAAGAGAAAGGACACGCACCAUCCCACUGCACGUCUUUCUUCUCUGGCGGACUACACAAGUAGAGUCACAGUCAGUCUGUAUACACCGGGCGACCCAUCCCCCGCCUGUCUGUCUCUCUGUCUGGCUACUGGUACUUGUACUCGGCUUUGUUGUGCAUUAUCAGCCGGUCCUCCACGAAAUAGAAACUGCAUACCCACACACAUGGAUGCACCAAGUACACGUGUGUGAGUGUGCCGACCGUCAUUUCUCGCCGUCUCUCAUGUGCUCCAUCUGCUGUGCUGUGCAGCCACCUCCCCUCCCUCCCUCCCUCCCUCCCUCCCUCCCUCGGCACGCACCUGUCGCUUUUGGUCUCGUAUGGGUGUGCGAUGAUGUCGUUCCUGAGGGCCUCCGACAGCUCCGGCAGCUCAUACAUGGCCUGUGGUGGGCGGCACACAUAAUGGUGCAUGACCGUCCCUUGCUGUGCUGUGCUGACUGACCUACCUCCCACUCGUUGACGGUGUGCGGGAUGCAGAAAGGCAGCGUGAAGUCGAACGACUUGAGCAGAGUGUUGCGAAAAUAGUGACGCUCCAUCAACUGGAAAUUAGUGAUCGCCUCGCUCCCCACAGUGAAAUGCAGACUGAUGAUUCAAUGAAUGCACACACACACACACACACACACACACACACAAACAGAGAGAGAGAGAGAGAGGGGAAAGAAGCAGAAGCUCGUGUGCGUGUGCGCGUGGGUGGGUGCGGCCGUGUCUGUCUGUCUGCUGCUGUUUACUGCCGUACUUACGUGGUGCCGAUGUUCCGUUUGCCGAGGAAGUCUGCAGGGAACUUGUAUCGGAUGCUGCGGACGGGCUCAGUCGAAGCGUCGGCCUCCGUGGACGUGCUGCCCGACUCCUCAGCAGGCGGCUGCAUGUCACAGGCAGACAUGAGUGCGAUGGCCAGUCGCUCGUCCCAUUGCAGACGUGUGCGUGCGUACCUUUGCGAUGGAGAAUAUCUCUUGGUUCGUGUCGCAGUCCCGAACCUUGAAGGCGACGAACUCUAUGUUGUACACAUUGGCAGUGACCGGACAGAGGAAGUCUGCACGAACCGGACACAUAGCAGCAGCCACAAACACGAUUGCACUGCACAAGACAUUGCAUUGAAUGCAUUGCCUUUUGUGUAUUUCCGACCUUGUGUCGGGCCAUUGAGUGCACACACGUACGCUGGCGUGAUCUGCACGACAGCGAACCGACAACAGACAAAGAGCGAGGAUGACCGCCCGCCUUUGGCGCUUGUGGCCAUCCAUCGUGAUGCUUGCCUGCCUAUACAUACCUGCGUGUGGUCCGGGUGUAUCUGUGACGGCUCCCUUGCCCCGACACUGACGCCACCGACGCUCACAUGGCCAAUCGACGACUCAGAGGGCACCGCAUCGCUCUCGUCCUCAGCUGCUGCUGGCGUGUGCGUCGUGCCAGACAUCCUCUCCGCUUUUUCCCUCCCCUCCCGCACCUCAG